Belonocnema kinseyi is the source of this 703-nucleotide messenger RNA. RefSeq lists its product as uncharacterized. The transcript is spliced from 3 exons. The record is from RefSeq and is a predicted model, not a curated record. NCBI's taxonomy places the organism in Eukaryota, Metazoa, Arthropoda, Insecta, Hymenoptera, Cynipidae. Bases 24 to 680 code for a protein of 218 amino acids.
UCUUUAAACAACUUUAUUUUUAAAUGAAGAUCCGUAUUAGCACUCUUUUUCUCACAAUUGCGAUUUUUCUGCAUUUUUUUGAAUUAAAUGCUUCUGGAAAAGAGGGGACAAUUUCAUCAAGGCUUAAGCGAAAACGAAAUUUUGAGCCAGUAGAUUGCCCAGAAACUAGAGGACAAGCACAUGAGACAAUCAUAUAUCACGAUAGAACUGGCCAUGAUACUAACAUCAAAUUGUGGUUAGAUUCUACUCGCAAAUACGUGUUGAAAGCACACUUCUUAGGAAACCGUGUUCCAACUUCCGUCUAUUAUAGGGAUAACAAUUUUUACAUCCGUGUUAUUUAUUUAAGACGAUGGGAAGCUGUGGGAUAUUUUAAGCUAACCGGACGACUUUUUGCAGUUCGAGCACCCAACCCGGAUUGUGAUCACAAAUCUUUAGAACCUACUGAAUCAACAUGGUUCAUAAUUUUUUCGAAGUACAAGUUUUUGGUAACAGAAGAUCUCCAAAAAGGAAAAGUGCAAGGAAUUCACCUAUGGCCUAUCAAUUUGCACCAAGAUCCGGAAAACAGCAAUCGUGUCAAGCCCCAAAAGAUUACUUUGGCUGGCGUAAGCUUCAUUGUAUACAGAACGCGUGAUAUGAAAAUUUUGGGAGCUCAACUUGACCCGGCUGUUCAUACUCCUUAAUUGUAUACCGAUAAAUCUAUACA